Molecule: messenger RNA, 774 nt
Organism: Nematolebias whitei (Rio pearlfish)
Lineage: Eukaryota; Metazoa; Chordata; Actinopteri; Cyprinodontiformes; Rivulidae
Product: transmembrane and death domain protein 1-like
Exons: 6
Coding region: 1-774 (257 amino acids)
Source: RefSeq, a predicted model, not a curated record
AUGUAUGGAUUAAGUCUAUCAGUCAGCAUGAAGGUCUGGGAGUUCUGUGUCCUUUUUGUCUUUUUGCUUUGGAGUUCAACACUUGGAGAGGACACAGUGGCAGAAGACGUUGGCGUCCAUCAACUGGAACGUUUAGUGGAGCUGUUGACACCCAAGGAGUGUGAGGACCUCCUGUUUGCCCUGUCUCACCCAGAAGAAGACAUCUUCCAGCAUAUCGAUCGCCUCUCACCAGAAAAUAAUCAACUGGAUCUCAAUCUGCGAGUCAAGAGAGACAAGUCUUCUGCUGUAGGUUCUGGAGCUGCAUGCCAGGCAGCCCUGACAGACUGGCUGCUGAAGUAUGGCGAGAAAACCUACUACGACAGACUUUCUCGUGGCCUGCAGCACAUCGGCAGGACCGACAUCGCCAUCGAGGUGGGGAAGAACAUCAACCAGGACAAAGUCUUGAACCUGAAGCGUUAUGUCGAGGACUACCACAAGUACGUCAGCUCUCUGAACAUCCAGCCGGCGAAUGCAGACUCCAACACCCAUCGGCAUCAGAGGAUCAAGAAGACAAAGUUGACAGAUCUGACAUGGAGAGACCUGGAUCUGGUCUUGGAGCGAGCUCCAGUCCCUCCAUAUCCCAGGAGCCCAUUGGAUGUCGUUCUGCCUGUGAUGUACGGCAUCCUGCUGGGCUUUGGGGGCACUCUGCUGGCAGGCUUGUUUCUGCUCCUCGUCAUCAACCGCAGCUCUGAAAGGCAGCAGAGCAUCGCCACGACCAGACACCAUCAAGUUUGA